GGAAAUGACUCUGUUCUAUCCCAAAAAUAGGACAAAUAAAAAAGUUUCACUGCUUCUUUUCUUCUCAAAACAGAAGCAUCCAGAAUGGGAGUUUUGUUUUCUUAUCACUUUUCACAGACAUUUUAACUCCAGUGGUGCUUAGUGUUUGCGGAGUUUGCAGAGUUCCAGUGUUUCUGCUGGAGUUUGCAGAGACAAAUGGAUGAAGAACAGUAUCCAUCUGGUUGGGAAGACAAUUACUCCUUUGAAUACUUUCUUAAUGAAAGCAACGUCUGCGAAAUGGGAAACUAUUUUACAUUUUACACCCAUUUAACUACUGUUCUCUAUACUCUGGCAUUUUUGCUCAGCCUGCUGGGAAACACUCUGGUGUUGUGGAUCCUGUUCAAAUACGAAAACCUUACAUCUUUAACAAACAUCUUCAUCAUGAAUCUUUGCGUCUCUGACUUAGUCUUCUCCUGCAUGCUGCCAUUCUGGGCAGUGGACCAGACCUUCGGGUGGAUUUUUGGUGAGUUCCUUUGCAAGGCAGUGAAUGCCAUUUUCUCCGUUGGCUACUACAGUGGUGUUUUCUUUCUAACUCUCAUGACUAUUUUACGGUACUUGUACGUCGUGAACCCUCUUUCUACUCUGAGAUCUCAGACACAGUACUGUGGUUCUCUGGUGUGCUUGUUUGUUUGGACUUGCAGCAUUUUAAUUGUGGUUCCUGAGAUGAUUCACACCACAGUGGUAGAAACCUUGGAAGAGGUCAGUGCCUGUGAUUAUGAUGACUGGAAAUGGAAAAAAGUGGACAUUUAUCAACGAAACAUACUCUUCCUGAUUUCCUUUGGGAUUAUCGUAUUCUGUUACAUCAACAUACUGAUAAUUCUGCUUGGAACAAGAUCUCGCAGAAAGCAGAGAACUGUGAAGCUCAUCCUUGUUAUUGUGGUGGCUUUCUUCCUGAGCUGGGCACCUUACAACAUCCUCAGUUUUCUGACUACUUUUCCACCGCCUUCCUGUCAGUAUGAAAAAGACAUCGUCCUUGCCUUUCACAUCAGCCGUAAAAUUGCUUUCUCCCAUUGCUGCCUCAAUCCCGUGCUCUAUGCAUUUGCUGGAGUCAAGUUCAAGAGGCACUUGUUUCGUUUAUGCAGACAGUAUUUACCCUGUGGCGAUGAAGUCUCCAGCCCCCGGAUUGGCUCUCAAGGCAAAUUCCACUAUGAAGAUGCAUCCAUCUACUGAAGGGAGACCACACUAUUGGCACUAUUAGUCUAGGAUGAACUUUCAGAUUUUAAAGGUCAGGCAUGAGCUCCAAUUCUUAAAGUCCCUUCCUUGGGAAAGUGGCAAAUUUUGUCUUUGCAAACAUAUUGUAUGUGGGAAAUGAUUAAAAUUAUAUUUGCAGGAGGCUGGAGAAGCCAAUAAGUGACCUCAGUGGUUUGUAAGUCUUAUCUUUAUGCUUUUUGGCACAGUGAUACAAAAGAACGUUUGCUUUUUCCUUUUGGAGUUAAAACUUCAGGUCCUAAUGUGAACAUUGGUGUGCUUUUCUUUCUUGAUUUUAAUUGUUUAUAGCAUGGACACUUUAGCAUUUCUGUAGCUUUUAAUGCCUCACAGCAUUUGUCAGUGCUGAACUCACUGAUUUUCUCUGCACGAAAAUGUUCAUCGACCUGUUGGCAGGCAAAUAUAUAUGAAGCCAAGAGAACAUAAAAAGCUUUGUUUUUUGACCUGCUUCACACCUGUCUAUAUACUGUAUAUGCCUUUAUCUCUGAUGUAUGUGAACAUCUUAUAAAUGCUUAUGAAAAGUCAAUAAUUGUAACAGAAGCACAAACUAUUUAAACAGUCCUGCCCUGCUCACAUUUUAACAAGGUAUUCAAAUCUGCUUGUAGCUUAAGCAUAUAUCUGAGCAUGUAAAGGUGAUGUGAAAUAUUAUCCAAUCCUACUGUUGUCUAUCAUAACCAGAAGUAACUCAUGUAGAGAUUUCUUCUACUGGUACUAAUAAAGUGAUACUAAUAAAGGUUCAGAAAUUCAAAUGAA
Coturnix japonica (Japanese quail) is the source of this 1998-nucleotide messenger RNA. RefSeq names its product X-C motif chemokine receptor 1 (gene XCR1). Gene Ontology annotation, cellular component: external side of plasma membrane; membrane. The record is from RefSeq and is a predicted model, not a curated record. NCBI's taxonomy places the organism in Eukaryota, Metazoa, Chordata, Aves, Galliformes, Phasianidae. Gene Ontology annotation, biological process: positive regulation of cytosolic calcium ion concentration; calcium-mediated signaling; G protein-coupled receptor signaling pathway. Gene Ontology annotation, molecular function: C-C chemokine binding; C-C chemokine receptor activity.